UCGCGUUGUGUUUAGUAUUGACACCUAGCGGCUGCGCACUCCUCGCAGAGGUCAUUGGGUGGAUUGCAAAACCCACUUAAAUAUCGGAUUGUGAGAGAGAAGUAGUGAAAAUUCAUACUGUUGGUACUGAUCAGGAAGGAGCGACGUAAACUCGAGUUGUUUGAGUGGAUGUAUUCAAUGGAAACAGAUACGGCACAAAGGAUACAUUGUCAUUAAAUUGCUUCCCUAGACUUUUCACGCUUUAAUGCCAGCUUCUUCUCUUCGCUAUACCGCACCGGUUUGGCGUCUCACUCAUUUGUCUAACCUUUUGAUCUUUCGCUGCGUUUUGUGGAGCAACAGUAGCUGUAGACAUUCAUGAUGAAGUUCAAGCCGAACCAGACGAGGACGUACGAUGGCGAAGGUUUCAAGAAGCGGGCGGCGUGCUUGUGUUUCAGGAACGAACGUGAAGACGAGGUGUUGUUGGUGAGCAGCAGUCGCCAUCCAGACCAGUGGAUCGUACCUGGUGGAGGGCUGGAGCCAGAGGAGGAGCCAUGUGGAGCAGCAGUGCGAGAGGUGUAUGAGGAAGCGGGGGUGAAAGGCAAGCUGGGCCGGCUGUUGGGAGUGUUUGAGCAAAACCAGGACAGGAAGCACCGUACGUAUGUGUUUGUCCUGACCGUGACUGAGACACUGGAGGACUGGGAGGACUCAGUCAACAUUGGUCGAAAGCGCGAGUGGUUCACUGUGGAGGAGGCCAUCAAGGUGCUGCAGUGUCACAAACCUGUCCAUGCAGAAUAUCUGAAGCGCCUGCGUCCAGCCUGCUCCCCCACCAAUGGUAACAGUCUGACCCCCUCACGACCAGACAACAAUUCCCCUCUGUAUGUCACCAUGCAGGGCUCCACGCCCCCCUCGUGCAGAUAGAACUGCUGUUGGGGGUGCUGGCACAAUGGAGAAACUCCAGCAAAACAAACUUAUGAAAACUCAGCUGAUCCAUUUGAACUGACGUUUGCAUGAAUUGCAGUACAGAGGCCAAUCUGUCUGCAGUUUGUAUCAUACAACCUAAACACAUCAAAGCAGGCAGGCACAGGCACAGGACGUGUAUCAGUAAGAUUUAGAUAAAUAAUGCCUUAAAUUACCUGUGUAAUUGUGAUCACCAUUGCAAAACACCUCAGUGGACUGGUGCAGGCUUUGUGCACUGUAUGGUCCCUUCAGCAUACUUGAAGUAAAUGUGUGCUUGCUGUGUUUGAGAUUGGACUGGGCUGACUUGUCCACCUGCGCAGUGGCCCUGCACCUCCUAAUGGAAUUACAUAUGGAUAAUCAUUUACUGAGGCAGAGUGAAGACCUUUUCCUUUGGGUGUUGGAGUCUGAAGACUCAGUGAUGUCUCUCACCUGUUCAUUCCUGAGUCCUGAGGAAUGCCCUUUGUGUUUGAGCCAUUUGGAAAGCGGUGCAGGUGUGAAGUGUGCUGGACAGCGGCCCUGGCCUAACAGCAACUGGACCCGGGCAUUGGCAAAAGCAGGCAAAUUGGCUCAAGAGACCUGGACACAAGUAACAGGAAAUGAGUGGUGGGAGAGAGGAAGACUACUGCAGUCUGUGGGAAGUGGACAUUUGUAACAAAGUGGAUUUCAAGACACAGUAAAAAGACAUUGGUGGCAUCAAAGGUUGUAUAGGAGCAAGAUCCACAAGUAGCCUUAUUUUCAGUGAAAAUGGCUGUGUGAGGCUGCAAAGAGACUGGACCUGCAGCAUGUGUGCAGAGAAACUCACAGGGUCGCUGAUGUUAGCAUGUGCAGAGGAAGUCAUCCUGCGAAAUAGUUACAGCUGAACAACUGGCAAGUUAAAAAUUUCCAUUUCCAUUAUAUGCAAGACACUUUCUGCCUCAUGGUACCCAUGAUGAAAAAAGUUCCAGGCCUUUUACCGUGAGAACAUAGUGGUGCUAUGGACAAACUUUGAUAGUCUUGAAAUGACCACAGUAGAGGGGGAUGUGUUUCUUUGUUUUAACCUCUUUAUAUGAAUCCACUCUGCAGAAAACCUGGUGGUGAGCUGCAGCUCUCACUUUCAGUUGUUUGGAAACAUGAUAGAAACAAACAGGAGGUGGACUGUGGAACACAGGAAGAAGACCGUGGCCCACAAGAAGAGGACAUUAGUAAUGGGAAGUGGCCUUGUGGCACAGCCUCCAGUUUACAUUUGGGUGUGAUGUAAUGCUACCUCUGACAACCAUUUGAAAUGUGUCUCACUACCACCUGAACACAAGUACACUGCAUAAGUAGCCUAUACUGAGACUGUAUGGUGGCUGGGUUGGAACUGUCCAGUGUGACUGGAAGAGAUGCCCCUGCCACACUCUACACUACACAUUACGCCCAUGCCACAUAUGACACACUACGUACCCUAUUGGAAAUGGCCAUCUGUUAUGCUGUACAUCAGUUGACCUGAGCAUGACAAGAGGUUUAUACUACCCCUCUCCACUGCUUCUUCUGUGAUCUUAUAUACCUACUCCCAUACCCUGUAGCCCUCCUCUAGAAUCCUGACCUCUUUCAGUAUCUUAUAGCCGUCCUCCACUAUCCUAUGUCUCUCUUUCAGAAUUCCAGUCUGACUUUCUGUUUCUACAUCAUGAGGUUCCAUGCCACUUUCCAUCUGCCAUCUAGUCCAGGACCCAGACUAGCAAACAGGAGUCUGCAUGUCUUUUCCUAGGUGGGCUACUGCUGUUAUGCCUUUGUGUUCACUUUGCUGUCUAUACAGACCAACUUAUAUUUUAACACUUACAAUGGUGAUUACUGGAUGCUGGUUUGGGUAGAAUACCUUGCGUCUGGAACCCUCUGGUCAUAGGCAAUGCUGCUUUACCAUGUGGCCAUACUCCCAGCUUUGGGCAAAGUAUUAUAUCUGAAUGACUGUAGGUGAACAUCCAGCCAAACUUACUCUGUUCCUGGUUUGUUGCAUGCAUGUCCACAUAGAAUAUAUUUCCAGGGGUGUUCUGCACUGUGCUAGAUAAUUAUGUAAUUGGAUUAAAUUUGAUUUACAUUCAUCAUGUUUUCACAGAAAGUAUCCUCUUAAUUGCAGAUAUGUUCUACCUAGAUGUAUGUGCUGAAUACAAAUUGGUAAUGUUUGGCUGUACCAAACCUUACUUCAGGUACACAC
Molecule: messenger RNA, 3106 nt
Organism: Megalops cyprinoides (Indo-Pacific tarpon)
Lineage: Eukaryota; Metazoa; Chordata; Actinopteri; Elopiformes; Megalopidae
Product: diphosphoinositol polyphosphate phosphohydrolase 3-beta-like
Exons: 5
Coding region: 355-897 (180 amino acids)
Biological process (GO): diadenosine pentaphosphate catabolic process; adenosine 5'-(hexahydrogen pentaphosphate) catabolic process; diadenosine hexaphosphate catabolic process
Cellular component (GO): cytoplasm; nucleus
Molecular function (GO): bis(5'-adenosyl)-hexaphosphatase activity; bis(5'-adenosyl)-pentaphosphatase activity; diphosphoinositol-polyphosphate diphosphatase activity
Source: RefSeq, a predicted model, not a curated record